This is a messenger RNA of Conger conger (European conger), 1055 nucleotides long. Its product is annotated as gamma-interferon-inducible lysosomal thiol reductase-like. Gene Ontology annotation, molecular function: oxidoreductase activity, acting on a sulfur group of donors, disulfide as acceptor. Lineage: Eukaryota; Metazoa; Chordata; Actinopteri; Anguilliformes; Congridae. The transcript has 7 exons. The record is from RefSeq and is a predicted model, not a curated record. The coding region runs from base 96 to 860 and encodes 254 amino acids. Gene Ontology annotation, cellular component: lysosome.
AUGAGUAAAAACAGACACGGACCGGAAAAAGUGCGCUUCGAGGGAAGAAGUCACUGAACGAGCAGGCGAAACUUGACAUUCUUCGAGACGCAAACAUGAUGAGGGUGGUUAGCUUUGCCUUUGUUAUUCUCUGCAUAUAUGCAGGGAAUUCUCACUCAAAACCUUCCUGUGGAUACCCGAUGUUGGAGUGGUGUAAGAGCCAAGAGAUCGCAGGCGAAUGUGGGGUUGAGAAGUACUGCCUGCACCGGAACGCCACAAGGCCGAACCGGGCCGAAUCUUCGGUGGAGGUGGGUCUGUACUACGAGAGCCUGUGUCCCGGAUGCAGAAUGUUCCUGGUAAAGCAGCUGUUUCCCACCUGGAUCAUGCUGCAGGACAUCAUGAACGUGCAGCUCGUGCCCUACGGGAACGCUCAGGAGUCGUUUGAUGGGAAGAAGUAUAAAUUUACUUGCCAGCACGGAGAAGAUGAAUGUUUGGGGAAUAUGAUCGAGGCGUGUGUCCUGAACAUCACAGGGAGCGUGGCCUUCCCCAUCAUCUUCUGCAUGGAGUCUGCGUUCGACGUGGAGAAAUCAGCCCAACCUUGUGUGGAGAUGCACUCCAGCUUGUGGGGGGCCAUUGAUGGCUGUGUGAAGGGGGAUCUGGGGAACGAGCUGAUGCACCAGAACGCCCUCAGGACGGGGGCCCUGCAGCCCCCCCACAAAUACGUGCCCUGGGUGACCAUCAACGGGGAACACACAGACGACCUUCAGCAGAAAGCCAUGUCGAGUCUCUUCCACCUGGUCUGCAGCUUGUAUAAGGGACCCAAGCCUCCGGCCUGCACCGGAGCCCAGCCCGCGCUGGACCUCCGAGCGAGCUUCUGCUAGCGCCAGCCUGCAGACCCCGUCCCCACCCAGGCCAGAGCUGUUCGACGCCGGGCUGGGUUCUACACGCACUGCGGAAUUUUGCACUGUUUUACAAUUACAGACCGUAAUUUCCAUCUGAUUGUUAAGAAAUGAAACGGAUGCAGUCCGCUGUAUCGCAACUGAAAGGUUUAAUAAAGUAUUUUUGUUUUCAAUCCA